AUGUCUUAUCCUCAAAUAUCACAGGCUCAAUUUGGUGGUCAGGCGACUGCUUCACCAAACCAAGGAGUUGAUGGAAAUGAACUAAGUGAAAACAUACAAGCAUUGGACUUAAAUCAACAACAACAACAAGCAGCAACAUCAACUAAAAAGAAAUCAAGACGUCCAGCUAGAGCAUUCCACACAGAGUUUAAUAGCCCUUCACCUGGCCCAGGUCCCAUUCCUAUUCGACCAAUUUCUCCAAUGGCAAAUCCAUACAUGAACCAACAAUCCCAAUAUUCCAUGGCACAGAGUUCAUCUUUCCCAAACCCGCUUAAUCCUUUGUCUCGUCCUCAAUCACCAGAAUCACACCCUCUUGAUACUAGAUCAACAACAAUUGAUCAAACAGUUUUACAGGAUAUGAAUUCUUUCAACCAGAAUACCCAGUUGUCUUUACAAGAACAGAGAUACAACACUCAACACGAGUUUCUUGUUCCAGAUGUGUCUGGUAACUAUACAUCGUUUAAUACUUUUGUUGAUAUCUCCCCACCAGAUGCCGGUACUCAAUUCCAUACAAUUGAUCAAGGAAAUGCCCUGUCUAAAUUUAUGAGAUCAACAUUGUAUUAUGUUCCAGAAUCUGAACAAUUAAGACUGGCUACAAAAUUACCUAUUUCUGUUACCGUCAGACCAUUUGCACCAGUUUUAAGCACCGAGGAUCCAAUUCAAACAGUUGAUUUUACCAUGAAUGAUCCACAUUAUAGACCAGAAGAUCCAUUGAGCAUAGGGCCAAUAAGAUGUCACCGUUGUCGUGCGUAUGUGAACCCAUCCAUGCAAUUCACUCAUAACCAAAGAUUUGUUUGUAACAUUUGUCAAUUUGCAAACAAUGUUGUUCCUCCUCAAUAUGCAACUGUCUUAGAUGGACGAGGAUAUAGAAUUGAUAAAUUUAAUAAGCCAGAAUUACACAAGGGGGUUUAUGAUAUUGUUGUUCCAAAUGAAUACAAUUUUGGUGGACCUGACAAGGAGUCUCACCCAUUCCAUGUUGUGUUCUUGAUUGACAUUAGUGAAAAUAGUAUCAAGCAAGGUUUACCUGUAUUAAUUGCCGAUUCUAUUCGUGCCACAUUGUAUAGCUACAACCCAGAAGAUGACGAAGUGGCACCAGAAUUGCAAGUCAUAGAAAAGAACACCAAAACAAAAAUUUCCAUUAUUGCAUUUGAUAAGAGAUUGCAUUUCUUUAACUUGUCUCCACAUUUAGAUGCUACUCAAGUUGCUGUUUCAUCAGAUUUGGAAGACCCAUUUGUUCCAUUCCAUACAGGUUUGUUUGCUGAUCCAGAUGAAAGUAGAUCAGUCAUUGAAGAUACAUUGAGUUAUAUUGAACAAUUAUGUUCAAGUGACAAAAUUGCCGACCCUGAACCUUGUUAUUCAACAGCUAUUAAGACCGCUGGUAUGUGUUUGGAUUUAUAUGGUGGUGGUAAAAUUGUAUCAGUUUUGUCUGUUUUACCAUCCUGGGGUCCAGGUGGAUUGAAAUACAAAGACAAUAAAUCUGUUGGAAGAACAGCUGCUCCAGAAGUCGAGAAGAAAUUAUUCACCCAAGACAAUGAAUUUUACAAAGCAUUAGCCAAAGAAUUUAUUGAAAAGAGUGUUGGCUUAGAUGUGCAUGUUGUGUCUAAUACAUCUGUUGACCUUUCUAAUAUCGGAUGGUUAGCAUCCAUCACCGGUGGUGAAAUUUCUCGUUGGGCCAAUUUUAAUUUUGAACGUGAUGGUAGAGCUUUGACAGCUAAGAUUUAUAACUCUGUUAAGAAUGUUGCUGGUUAUCAAGGACAAUUGAAAGUCCGUUGUUCAAAUGGUUUACAAGUUACUCAAUACUAUGGUACAUCAUCAAGUCUUGGUGAUACCACUAUUAUCGGUAAGACUCAAGAUCCGAUUAUCCCAAUUUUAACAAAAGACCACUCAUUCACUGUGUUGUUUGAAUAUGAUGGUAAAUUGAGUCCGAAAUUGGAUUGUCACUUUCAAGCUGCCUUGUUGUAUACGGAUCCAAAGGGUGUCAGAAAAGUCAGAGUUAUCAACUUGGUGCUUGCAGUUACAAAGAGUUUGGAAGAUGUUUUCCAUUUUGCUGAUGAAAGUGCCAUUGUCACUACCAUUACCAGAGACACUUUAUCAUUUGUUGGUGAACAAUCAUUACUCGAAUUACGUGAGUCAAUUAAUAACAAGUUGGUUGAUAUUUUCACACAUUAUAGAGCCAUGAAUGAAUAUGGACAUAAUCGUGCAAAGACUUUCACUAACAAGAUGUUAUUCCCAGAUGCUUUGAAGCAUCUACCACUUUAUAUGUUGUCACUUUUGAAAAGCACUGCAAUGAAGGCAUCUACUGGAAUACCGUCAGAUGCAAGAUUAGCCGACAUGUACAGCAUGUUGUCAAUGCCAAUUGAUAGAUUAAUGUAUCAUUUAUAUCCAGCAUUGGUUGAAUUGCAUUCUAUAGAAGAUGAAGAUUGUACAAUUGAUGAAGUUACUGGAUUUACCAGAUUGCCAUUGUAUAAAGAUUUAACUGUUAGAAGUUUGGAUCGUGGUGUUUAUAUUCUUUGCAAUGGUGACAAGGUAUUUGUUUGGAUUGAUCCAGAAGCCAAUAUUAUGUUGUUGAAAGAUGUAUUUGGUGAACAUAUUGAAAGUAUUAAUGAUAUUAAUCCAUUAAUGGAUGAACUUCCAGAAUUACCAACAGAAAUUUCACAACAAGCACGUAAUUUAAUUAAAUAUUUUCAACUGGAAAUCAAUGGUUUAUCAAGUUUAGGAUCAGCUGGUAUUAAUAUUGUUAGAAAAACUCUUGAUGGUAGUGAAUUUAUCUUUAGAGAAUUAUUAAUGGAUGAUCCACUUGGAGCAGCUGUUAAAACAGCAAAUGGACCAAGUUUUGCUGAAUAUUUGACUAGUUUACAUAAAGCUGUCCGUGUUAAAUUAGACAGUGAUAAAGCAACUCAAAAUAUUCGACAUUUAAUUUCAAAUAUUGAACAUGAUAGUGAUACCAUUGCACAAAGAUUUAUGCAAUUUUAA
Molecule: messenger RNA, 3012 nt
Organism: Candida tropicalis MYA-3404
Lineage: Eukaryota; Fungi; Ascomycota; Pichiomycetes; Serinales; Debaryomycetaceae
Exons: 1
Coding region: 1-3012 (1003 amino acids)
Biological process (GO): intracellular protein transport; endoplasmic reticulum to Golgi vesicle-mediated transport; COPII-coated vesicle cargo loading
Cellular component (GO): endoplasmic reticulum exit site; COPII vesicle coat
Molecular function (GO): zinc ion binding; SNARE binding
Source: RefSeq, a predicted model, not a curated record